UGGAAUUACUGUAAGUAUUAUUUAACCACGGAAAUUGAAAUUGUUAAAAUUGUAAAUACCAUUAUUUUAGAGUUAGGACCACAUUUUAUGAAAACGUUAAUUGUCUAUUUAUACAUAUUAACAUUCAUUAUACUUAAUAGUUAUUAAGGAUUAAAAAUCCACAGUCUGUGCAGAUACAUUUACAAAAGAAAAUAUUAUCGCUGUAUAAAAAUUAUUUAGGUCAGAUUUCUGAAAGCACUAAUUUAACACCUAUAUUACAUAUGUAUUUAAAAUGUCAAAAAAUGUUUCAAAUAAUUUAUGAUUAAAAAACCAAAAGAAAAUUAUGUAUCAACACUUACAUAAUAAUAUUUCAAUUAUUAUAAAAUUAUUAUUGUUGGAUAAUUAUUAAUAUAUUAUCGUAUACUCAGUACAUUUUCUUGUAUGUUUCCUUGUCUUCAAAACCCUGAUAUAAUUUGAAAUUAUUAUUAUAAUAUUAUUUAGGCAAUAGCUAUAUAGGGUAACUCAAAAAGUAAAUCGUUAAGUUUCUAAUUUUUUUGAAGUUUAAACAAAUUAUUUUUCAUGGAAAAAUUGGUAAUUUUAUUUAAAUUUGUUUUGAAGUUUAUAAUAAUUUAAUUUGUUUUCACUAUCACCACAAAAUUAUACCAAUUGAUUCACCCAAUCAUUCUAUGAAAAAUAAUUAGUAAAUAUUUGUUACACUAAAAUUUUAUUUGAAAAUAUAUUUAUACAUUUGUCAUCACGGAUUUUGUGGAAAAAAAAAACUAAUUUUUUUUUUAGUUUAAAAAAAAUAAAUAAGAUAGUAUGAGCCUUUUGUUAUUAUUUCAAAAAAAAAAAUGUAUAAUAUUGAGCAGAACUAAAGUUCAAUUGAAUUUUUCAAAUCUGCGUGGUUUACAACAAAAUUUCACAUACUUAUUUGUUUAACAUUAUGUUUUUAAUUAUAGGAAUAAUUUGUCUAAUAGCACUAAUGUUAUACACUGUCCGUUUAAUAAGUACCAUACAAUGGCACCUAAAAAAUUCAAUUUGCAUUUGUUAAAAUGUCCGGAUAGAAAACCAAAUUUCAAACAUUGUUUUUAUAAUGACCAGCAUGUAAUGCAUAAAUCAGAGUUGGAAGUAAAAUAUCAGUCAAUAUUAUUUUUUUGAAUUUUAUUAUAUUAUAUUCAAACUUAUAUUUAGAAACACGAAGAAAAUUGUCCCAAUCGUAUUUUAAUGGAUCAGUACUUAUACCAAUCAAAAGACGCAAAGCGUCCAAAUAUUACUGUAUCGGCUGAACCUCCAUCACAAUGUGAUGAAGAGGAAUCAUGGAAUCAAGUAUGCAUUCAUAAAAAAUUGAGUAAUAAAUAUAAUAGAUUAAAUUAUUUUAUAAUCGUUGGAUUAGCUAUUUUAAACAUUCCAUUUCACGUUCGGUAUAGCCUGCUAUUAUGCAGAUAUUUUAAGUACCUACAUUAAAUAUUGAUAAUUCGUUUAAUUUCUAGCCGGCUGCUAAUAAAAUAAAUGUCAUUGAAACAAUUAAAAAUGUACCUAAUUUUAUGAAACCGAAUUCUGAAAUGACUAGAUCCGAACGCAAGAAAAAUAAAAAAAGUAAUGGUUGCAAUAUCAAUUUGGCUUAUGAUCAAUAUAAAACUAUAAAUGAAGUAAGUGUACACACUCAAAUAUUAUUCUCACAUUUUGAUUAUACAAAUACUUUAAUUAUCUAUUUGGUAUAGAGGAGGGUCAACACAUGGUUAAUUGUGAAAUAAAUAAAUAAUAUUUUAUUUCUGAUUAUUAAAUAUUUAAAUACUCUAUAAUUGUAUACCAAUUCAAAGGUGAAAAGUUGAAAUAAAUAGGUUAUUCAUAAUUUAAAAUUUAUUGAUAAUUGUUCUUUACUCUUAUUUCUAGAAAGUUAUAGUAAAAUGAACUUUGGAUAUAAUAAUAUAAUUAUUUCCAAAUAUUCAUAUUUUAAUCAAUAGAUUUUAACGUUAACAUUAACUAGACAUAUAUGGCUAAUUAACCAAAAUAAUCUGACUAGUCAAAAGCCUAACUUUAGUUUAGAUGUUUUAUUUUUUUUGUAACUAACUUUUAAAAUUAUUGUUUUAGAGAUUAACCGAAGCUGCAGGCAGUAGCUCAAAAGUACGUAUUACUUAAAACUAGAUUAUAUUUAUUUCACUUAAAGGAAAUUAAAUUUAUUAAAAAAAAAACAACAUAUUUCUAAAUUUUAUUUACUAAAUUUUGUGAAAUAGCAAUGCUUUUACAAUUUUCGUUAAUGCUUUAUUAUAAAAUUAUUUUACUAGUAUAUUACGCUCAAAUGUUUUGGUUUUUAAUAUUAGUUAAUCCUAUAAUAAAUCUCUUAAUGAAAUGUAGAAUAAUUUAAAUUGUUUUCAUUACUAGUACUAAAUAAUAACAAACUAUUCGAAUUUGUCAAUGAUAAAAAAUCCGAUAAUAAUAUUUUUAUACUUUAUAAAAUUAUUGAAAUUGGGUAUUACAUAAUUAAUAAAUAUUUGUAACACGGACAUUUUGUUUUAAAAUAUAAUGGUAUAAUGACUUUUGGAUAUUGUAAAAAAAUUACGAUUUUGUUAAAUUUAGUAUAAAAAAAAUUUAAUUAUUAUACGUAAUUACGCUUUUUUUUUUUUUCAUGCAAUUUUUAGAAAAUAAUAAAAAAUUUUGAAAUAAUCGCAUUUGAAUAAUUUUUUAUUAAAUUAAUAAUAAUGGUAUUUAAUUAAAAAGUAUUGACGCUCUAAAAACAUUAAUAUCUUUUUCUGUUAAAAUCAAUGUUUCCAGAAAUAAUACUAAUAUAGUUUAUCACAUUUUUAAACAGUUCUACAUAAUCUUAUUAUAAUAUAUAUUAAUAUCCAAUUUUUUAAAAAUGAUAUAUUAUUUAAUAUUAUAUUCUGAUCAUUAUUUUUUUUUUUUUAAAUACUAUAAAAUGUGUAAAGAAAAAACAUUUAAUAAUGCCUAUCUCUUUUUUUUUUUUAGUCCAACGUGAACAAUUGAAAGAACCAAGAAAAUUGUAUACAAUUUAUAUUUUAAUGACAGUUUUUUUUUCCAUUUUCACAAUAUAUUUAAAGUAUAAUGUAUUUAAAUAAAAAAAACUUAAUACAAUUAUGAUUUAUGUAAUAUUUGUCACUAGG
Molecule: messenger RNA, 3101 nt
Organism: Cinara cedri
Lineage: Eukaryota; Metazoa; Arthropoda; Insecta; Hemiptera; Aphididae
Source: the annotation of a GenBank genome assembly